Cladophialophora psammophila CBS 110553 is the source of this 996-nucleotide messenger RNA. Its product is annotated as deoxyhypusine monooxygenase. Lineage: Eukaryota; Fungi; Ascomycota; Eurotiomycetes; Chaetothyriales; Herpotrichiellaceae. The coding region runs from base 1 to 996 and encodes 331 amino acids. The transcript has a single exon. Gene Ontology annotation, molecular function: deoxyhypusine monooxygenase activity. Gene Ontology annotation, biological process: peptidyl-hypusine biosynthetic process. The record is from RefSeq and is a predicted model, not a curated record.
AUGGCAGCAGUUGGAGAGCCUAGUUCGGAUAUAGACAUGACCGUCUCAGUCCUGCGGCGGGAUUUGACUUCUGAGAACGUCCCACUUGCCCGACGAUUUCGCGCAUUAUUCUCUCUCAAACACGUUGCUUCGCAGGCUUCUGGGCCACAAGCAACAGCAGCAAUAGAAGCAAUCGCGGCCGCCUUUGCUUCUCCUUCAGCACUCCUGAAACAUGAGUUGGCAUAUUGUUUGGGACAGACUAGGAACCUAGAAGCGGUACCGUUCCUUCGAGCGGUCCUCGAAAAUAGGUCGGAGGAUGCAAUGUGUAGGCAUGAGGCAGCGGAGGCGCUGGGGGCGCUGGGAGACCUGUCUAGUCUACAAAUCAUGAAACAGAUGCGAAACGACGAUCGCGAGCCCGUGGUGGUUAGGGAGACUUGUGACAUUGCUGUCGACCGCAUUAAUUGGGCACAUUCUCAGAGCCGGCAUACCGAAAGCUUGAAGUCCAGCGACUUUGCCUCUAUCGAUCCUGCGCCUCCUCUCCCUUUAUCUUCAGAAACACCUUCAAUUCCGACUCUACAGACGGCCCUCCUCGACACGUCAUUACCACUUUUCCAGCGAUAUCGUGCCAUGUUUGCGCUUCGAGAUCUCGCCUCUCCACCAGACCUUCCCACAGCAGAACCCGCCGUCCACGCCCUUGCUUCCGGGUUCAAAGAUCCGUCAGCCCUGUUCCGACACGAGGUGGCUUUCGUAUUCGGGCAACUAUCCCACCCGGCGUCAAUACCCGCUUUGCUGGCCGUGCUCGAAAAUACCAAGGAAGAAAGUAUGGUGCGGCAUGAGGCUGCAGAGGCACUGGGUAGUUUGGGAGAAGAGCCAGGUGUGGAGGAUAUGCUGAGGCAAUUCCUGGAUGACCCCGAGCAGGUCGUUCGUGAGAGCGUUAUUGUUGCUCUUGAUAUGGCCGCAUAUGAGAAAACCGGGGAAAUGGAGUACGCCACCAUUCCAACAGAGGUUGCUGCAUAA